Messenger RNA from Piliocolobus tephrosceles (Ugandan red Colobus), 4858 nucleotides. RefSeq names its product HECT, C2 and WW domain containing E3 ubiquitin protein ligase 1 (gene HECW1). Lineage: Eukaryota; Metazoa; Chordata; Mammalia; Primates; Cercopithecidae. The coding region runs from base 55 to 4611 and encodes 1518 amino acids. Gene Ontology annotation, molecular function: ubiquitin protein ligase activity; protein binding. Gene Ontology annotation, cellular component: cytoplasm. Gene Ontology annotation, biological process: protein ubiquitination; regulation of dendrite morphogenesis; ubiquitin-dependent protein catabolic process. The record is from RefSeq and is a predicted model, not a curated record. The transcript is spliced from 26 exons.
UACCUUUGCUCUCGCCGUAAUCUGUACCAGAACAGGUUUUUAGGCCUGGCCGCCAUGGCGUCUCCUUCUAGAAACUCCCAGAGCCGACGCCGGUGCAAGGAGCCGCUCCGAUACAGCUACAAUCCCGACCAGUUCCACAACAUGGACCUCAGGGGCGGCCCCCAUGAUGGCGUCACCAUUCCCCGCUCCACCAGCGACACCGACCUGGUCACCUCGGACAGCCGCUCCACGCUCAUGGUCAGCAGCUCCUACUACUCCAUCGGGCACUCUCAGGACCUGAUCAUCCACUGGGACAUAAAGGAGGAAGUGGACGCUGGGGACUGGAUUGGCAUGUACCUCAUUGAUGAGGUCUUGUCUGAAAACUUUCUGGACUAUAAGAACCGUGGAGUCAAUGGUUCUCAUCGGGGCCAGAUCAUCUGGAAGAUCGAUGCCAGCUCGUACUUUGUGGAACCUGAAACUAAGAUCUGCUUCAAAUACUACCAUGGAGUGAGUGGGGCCCUGCGAGCAACCACCCCCAGUGUCACGGUCAAAAACUCGGCAGCUCCUAUUUUUAAAAGCAUCGGCGCUGAUGAGACUGUCCAAGGACAAGGAAGUCGGAGGCUGAUCAGCUUCUCUCUCUCAGAUUUCCAAGCCAUGGGGUUGAAGAAAGGGAUGUUUUUCAACCCAGACCCUUAUCUGAAGAUUUCCAUUCAGCCUGGGAAGCACAGCAUCUUCCCCGCCCUCCCUCACCAUGGACAGGAGAGGAGAUCCAAGAUCAUAGGCAACACCGUGAACCCCAUCUGGCAGGCCGAGCAAUUCAGUUUUGUGUCCUUGCCCACUGACGUGCUGGAAAUUGAGGUGAAGGACAAGUUUGCCAAGAGCCGUCCCAUCAUCAAGCGCUUCUUGGGAAAGCUGUCAAUGCCAGUUCAAAGACUCCUGGAGAGACACGCCAUAGGGGAUAGGGUGGUCAGCUACACACUUGGCCGCAGGCUUCCAACGGAUCAUGUGAGUGGACAGCUGCAAUUCCGAUUUGAGAUCACUUCCUCCAUCCACCCAGAUGACGAGGAGAUUUCCCUGAGCACUGAGCCUGAGUCAGCCCCCAUUCAGGACAGCCCCAUGAACAACCUGAUGGAAAGCAGCAGUGGGGAACCUCGAUCUGAGGCACCGGAGUCCUCUGAGAGCUGGAAGCCAGAGCAGCUGGAUGAGGGCAGUGUCCUGGAUGGUCCAGGGAACCAAAGCAUGGAGCUUUCCAGACCUGCUGAGGAAGCAGCAGUCAUCAGGGAGGCAGGAGACCAGGGCAUGGUCUCUGUAGGACCUGAAGGGGUUGGGGACCUCCUGGCCCAGGUGCAAAAGGACAUCCAGCCUGCCCCCAGUGCAGAAGAGCUGGCCGAGCAGCUGGACCUGGGUGAGGAGGCGUCAGCACUGCUGCUGGAAGACGGUGAAGCACCAGCCAGUACCGAGGAGGAGCCCUUAGAGGAGGAAGCAACGACACAGAGCCGGGCUGGAAGGGAAGAAGAGAAGGAGCAGGAGGAGGAGGAGGGAGAUGUGUCCACCCUGGAGCAGGGAGAGGGCAGGCUGCAGCUGCGGGCCUCGGUGAAGAGAAAAAGCAGGCCCUGCUCCUUGCCUGUGUCUGAGCUGGAGACAGUGAUCGCGUCAGCCUGCGGGGACCCCGAGACCCCGCGGACACACUACAUCCGCAUCCACACCCUGCUGCACAGCAUGCCCUCGGCCCACGGCGGCAGCGCGGCAGAGGAGGAGGACGGCGCGGAGGAGGAGUCUACCCUCAAGGACUCCUCGGAGAAGGAUGGGCUCAGCGAGGUGGACACGGUGGCCGCUGACCCGUCUGCCCUGGAAGAGGACAGAGAAGAGCCCGAGGGGGCUACUCCAGGCAUGGCGCACCCUGGCCACUCCGGGGGCCACUUCUCCAGCCUGGCCAAUGGCGCGGCCCAGGAUGGCGACACGCACCCCAGCACCGGCAGCGAGAGCGACUCCAGCCCCAGGCAAGGCGGGGACCACAGUUGCGAGGGCUGUGACGCGUCCUGCUGCAGCCCCUCGUGCUACAGCUCCUCGUGCUACAGCACGUCCUGCUACAGCAGCUCAUGCUACAGCGCCUCCUGCUACAGCCCCUCCUGCUACAACGGCAACAGGUUCGCCAGCCACACGCGCUUCUCCUCCGUAGACAGCGCCAAGAUCUCCGAGAGCACCGUCUUCUCCUCGCAAGAUGACGAGGAGGAGGAGAACAGCGCGUUCGAGUCGGUGCCCGACUCCAUGCAGAGCCCUGAGCUGGACCCGGAGUCCACGAACGGCGCUGGGCCGUGGCAAGACGAGCUGGCCGCCCCUAGCGGGCACGUGGAAAGAACCCCGGAAGGUCUGGAAUCCCCCGUGGCAGGUCCAAGCAAUCGGAGAGAAGGUGAAUGUCCUAUACUCCAUAAUUCCCAGCCAGUAAGCCAGCUUCCUUCCCUGAGGCCUGAACAUCAUCACUACCCAACAAUCGAUGAGCCUCUUCCACCAAACUGGGAAGCUCGAAUUGACAGCCAUGGGCGGGUCUUUUAUGUGGACCACGUGAACCGCACAACCACCUGGCAGCGUCCGACGGCGGCAGCCACCCCGGAUGGCAUGCGGAGAUCGGGGUCCAUCCAGCAGAUGGAGCAACUCAACAGGCGGUAUCAAAACAUUCAGCGAACCAUUGCAACAGAGAGGUCGGAAGAAGAUUCUGGCAGCCAAAGUUGCGAGCAAGCCCCAGCAGGAGGAGGCGGAGGUGGAGGGAGUGACUCAGAAGCCGAAUCUUCCCAGUCCAGCUUAGAUCUAAGGAGAGAAGGGUCACUUUCUCCGGUUAACUCACAAAAAAUCACCUUGCUGCUGCAGUCCCCAGCGGUCAAGUUCAUCACCAACCCCGAGUUCUUCACUGUGCUGCAUGCCAAUUAUAGUGCCUACCGAGUCUUCACCAGUAGCACCUGCUUAAAGCACAUGAUUCUGAAAGUCCGACGGGAUGCUCGCAAUUUUGAACGCUACCAGCACAACCGGGACUUGGUGAAUUUCAUCAACAUGUUCGCAGACACUCGGCUGGAACUGCCCCGGGGCUGGGAGAUCAAAACGGACCAGCAGGGAAAGUCUUUUUUCGUGGACCACAACAGUCGAGCUACCACUUUCAUUGACCCCCGAAUCCCUCUUCAGAACGGUCGUCUUCCCAAUCAUCUAACUCACCGACAGCACCUCCAGAGGCUCCGAAGUUACAGCGCUGGAGAGAGGGAGAAAAUCCAUUACAUUCGGACUGAGGGUAAUCACGGGCUUGAGAAGUUGUCCUGUGAUGCAGAUCUGGUCAUUUUGCUGAGUCUCUUUGAAGAAGAGAUUAUGUCCUACGUCCCCCUGCAGGCUGCCUUCCACCCUGGGUAUAGCUUCUCUCCUCGCUGUUCACCCUGUUCUUCACCUCAGAACUCCCCAGGUUUACAGAGAGCCAGCGCAAGAGCCCCUUCCCCCUACCGGAGAGACUUUGAGGCCAAGCUCCGCAAUUUCUACAGAAAACUGGAAGCCAAAGGAUUUGGUCAGGGUCCAGGGAAAAUUAAGCUUAUUAUUCGCCGGGAUCAUUUGUUGGAGGGAACCUUCAAUCAAGUGAUGGCCUAUUCGCGGAAAGAGCUCCAGCGAAACAAGCUCUACGUCACCUUUGUUGGAGAGGAGGGCCUGGACUACAGUGGCCCCUCGCGGGAGUUCUUCUUCCUUCUGUCUCAGGAGCUCUUCAACCCUUACUAUGGACUCUUUGAGUACUCGGCAAAUGAUACUUACACGGUGCAGAUCAGCCCCAUGUCCGCAUUUGUAGAAAACCAUCUUGAGUGGUUCAGGUUUAGCGGUCGCAUCCUGGGCCUGGCUCUGAUCCAUCAGUACCUUCUUGACGCUUUCUUCACGAGGCCCUUCUACAAGGCACUCCUGAGACUGCCCUGUGAUUUGAGUGACCUGGAAUAUUUGGAUGAGGAAUUCCACCAGAGCUUGCAGUGGAUGAAGGACAACAACAUCACAGACAUCCUAGACCUCACUUUCACUGUUAAUGAAGAAGUUUUUGGACAGGUCACGGAAAGGGAGUUGAAGUCUGGAGGAGCCAACACACAGGUGACGGAGAAGAACAAGAAGGAGUACAUCGAGCGCAUGGUGAAGUGGCGGGUGGAACGCGGCGUGGUACAGCAGACGGAGGCGCUGGUGCGCGGUUUCUACGAGGUUGUAGACUCAAGGCUGGUGUCCGUGUUUGAUGCCAGGGAGCUGGAGCUGGUGAUAGCUGGCACCGCGGAAAUCGACCUAAAUGACUGGCGGAAUAACACCGAGUACCGGGGAGGUUACCACGAUGGGCAUCUUGUAAUCCGCUGGUUCUGGGCCGCAGUGGAGCGCUUCAAUAAUGAGCAGAGGCUGAGAUUACUGCAGUUUGUCACGGGAACAUCCAGCGUGCCCUACGAAGGCUUCGCAGCCCUCCGUGGGAGCAAUGGGCUUCGGCGCUUCUGCAUAGAGAAAUGGGGGAAAAUUACCUCUCUCCCCAGGGCACACACAUGCUUCAACCGACUGGAUCUUCCACCGUAUCCCUCGUACUCCAUGUUGUAUGAAAAGCUGUUAACAGCAGUAGAGGAAACCAGCACCUUUGGACUUGAGUGAGGACAUGGAACCUCGCCUGACAUUUUCCUGGCCAGUGACAUCACCCUUCCUGGGAUGAUCCCUUUUCCCUUUCCCUUAAUCAACUCUCCUUUGAUUUUGGUAUUCCAUGAUUUUUUAUUUUCAAACCAAAUCAGGAUUGACAAAAGCUGUGCAUGAAGAACUGCCUUCUUCUAAGAUCUAACCUUCAGGCUUCUCUCCUCUGUUUUCAAUGAACUGCUAGCCUGUAUGCAAUAUUAAAAAACAGCUG